AUGAUUCCGAUGUUUCGCACCUUGUCGAGAGGAGUCUUGAGCAAUUCCGCAUGGUGGUCUGUGGAGUUUCUGGCCAAUGACGAAUGGAACAGGCGUCGUCCUUGGCUCAAAAAGACAGACCCAAGUCUGACACCCCGGGAAAUCAUGACUGAAAAAAUAUUUGAGAAAAAUAAUUCGAUACUCUUCCCAAUGACUACGACCCCGUUCGAUAUUAAGAAGACCUAUCUUAGGUUCCUUGAAGAGGAUCCGGAGAUCACAAUGCCUGUGGCGGCUAUUGAGAGUCUGGUAACGAUGCUGAGAAUCAAGCAACCGUCCACUUCUUCGGAACUCAUAAAUCUCCUAUCAGACGCAACAACCCAUCUGAAAACGUCCAUUCCUAAUGCCAUUUCUCUCUCCGCCGGUUGCGACCUGUUUACGAGAUUCGUUCUCAGAAAUACACAUCUAUACUCCGACUGGGAAUCGUGCCGAACUCAUCUGGUGGAAAAUGGCCAAUUAUUCUUGCAAAGAGCCAAAGAAAGCAGAGAGAUGAUCGCCCAGGUCGGUCUCAAAUUCAUCAGAGACGACGACACCGUGCUUGUGCAUUCGUAUUCGAGAGUCGUCUUGCACCUGCUGGUUCACGCCAAGAAGAAGUUUGUGCGGUUCCGUGUCUUUGUGACCGAAUCCAAGGUAGAAAACGAUGCCAACGAGGGUAUCAAAAUGGCCAACGCUUUGAGAGAAGAGGGCAUCCCAGUUUGUCUGAUCAAUGACUCCCAGGUCGGUUACGUUCUUAAUAAGGUCGACAAGGUGUUCAUGGGAGCAGAAGGUGUAUCUGAGAGUGGAGGUAUCAUAAACAGAAUGGGAUCUUACCAAAUAGGAGUUCUUGCGAAGAACGCCCAGAAACCCCUGUAUGUUGUUUCUGAAUCUCACAAGUUUGUCAGAAUGUUCCCAUUGGCACCUGACGAUCUCCCAGUGCCGCCUGAAGGCGCUCUCAACUUCUCUCUGGAUACCACCAAGGGAUUCAAUGCUUACCAUCAUGUCGACUUCACGCCUCACCAAUACAUAACGGCUCUCAUUUCCGAUCUCGGUGUGCUCACUCCAUCGGCAGUCUCAGAGGAACUGAUCAAGAUGUGGUACGGAUGA
This is a messenger RNA of Ogataea philodendri, 1119 nucleotides long. RefSeq lists its product as uncharacterized. Gene Ontology annotation, cellular component: eukaryotic translation initiation factor 2B complex. Bases 1 to 1119 code for a protein of 372 amino acids. Lineage: Eukaryota; Fungi; Ascomycota; Pichiomycetes; Pichiales; Pichiaceae. The record is from RefSeq and is a predicted model, not a curated record. Gene Ontology annotation, biological process: translational initiation. The transcript has a single exon. Gene Ontology annotation, molecular function: guanyl-nucleotide exchange factor activity; translation initiation factor activity.